AUGUCUGUCUCCUACACCUCUGUCUCCUACACCUCUGUCUCCUACACCUCUGUCUCCUACACCUCUGUCUCCUACACCUCUGUCUCCUACACCUCUGUCUCCUACACCUCUGUCUCCUACACCUCUGUCUCCUACACCUCUGUCUCCUACACCUCUGUCUCCUACACCUCUGUCUCCUACACCUCUGUCUCCUACACCUCUGUCUCCUACAAUGUCUCCUACAAUGUCUCCUACACCUCUGUCUCCUACACCUCUGUCUCCUACAAUGUCUCCUACACCUCUGUCUCCUACAAUGUCUCCUACACCUCUGUCUCCUACACCUCUGUCUCCUACAAUGUCUCCUACAAUGUCUCCUACACCUCUGUCUCCUACACCUCUGUCUCCUACAAUGUCUCCUACAAUGUCUCCUACACCUCUGUCUCCUACACCUCUGUCUCCUACAAUGUCUCCUACAAUGUCUCCUACACCUCUGUCUCCUACAAUGUCUCCUACACCUCUGUCUCCACUACAAUGUCUCCUACAAUGUCUCCUACACCUCUGUCUCCUACACCUCUGUCUCCUACAAUGUCUCCUACAAUGUCUCCUACACCUCUGUCUCCUACACCUCUGUCUCCUACAAUGUCUCCUACACCUCUGUCUCCUACAAUGUCUCCUACAAUGUCUCCUACACCUCUGUCUCCUACAAUGUCUCCUACACCUCUGUCUCCUACACCUCUGUCUCCUACACCUAUGUCUCCUACACCUCUGUCUCCUACACCUCUGUCUCCUACACCUCUGUCUCCUACGCCUCUGUCUCCUACACCUCUGUCUCCUACGCCUCUGUCUCCUACACCUCUGUCUCCUACACCUAUGUCUCCUACACCUCUGUCUCCUACACCUCUGUCUCCUACACCUCUGUCUCCUACAAUGUCUCCUACACCUCUGUCUCCUACACCUCUGUCUCCUACAAUGUCUCCUACACCUCUGUCUCCUACGCCUCUGUCUCCUACACCUCUGUCUCCUACAAUGUCUCCUACACCUCUGUCUCCUACAAUGUCUCCUACACCUGUCUCCUGCAAUGUCUCUUACACCUGUCUCCUGCAAUGUCUCCUACGCUUCUGUCUCCUACACCUGUCUCCUGCAAUGUCUCCUACACCUGUCUCCUGCAAUGUCUCCUACACCUGUCUCCUACGCCUCUGUCUCCUACACCUGUCUCCUGCAAUGUCUCCUACGCUUCUGUCUCCUACACCUCUGUCUCCUACGCCUCUGUCUCCUACACCUGUCUCCUGCAAUGUCUCUUACACCUGUCUCCUGCAAUGUCUCCUACGCUUCUGUCUCCUACACCUGUCUCCUGCAAUGUCUCCUACACCUGUCUCCUGCAAUGUCUCCUACGCCUCUGUCUCCUACACUUCUGUCUCCUACACCUCUGUCUCCUACGCCUCUGUCUCCUACACCUGUCUCCUGCAAUGUCUCCUACGCCUCUGUCUCCUACACCUGUCUCCUACGCCUCUGUCUCCUACACCUGUCUCCUGCAAUGUCUCCUACGCUUCUGUCUCCUACACCUCUGUCUCCUACGCCUCUGUCUCCUACACCUGUCUCCUGCAAUGUCUCCUACACCUGUCUCCUGCAAUGUCUCCUACACUUCUGUCUCCUACGCCUCUGUCUCCUACGUCUCCUACAAUGUCUCCUACACCUCUGUCUCCUACACCGGUCUCCUGCAAUGUCUCCUACGCCUCUGUCUCCUACACCUCUGUCUCCUACGCCUCUGUCUCCUACACCUCUGUCUCCUACACCUCUGUCUCCUACACCUCUGUCUCCUACACCUCUGUCUCCUACACCUCUGUCUCCUACACCUCUGUCUCCUACAAUAAGGGAGGUAAAGCCGACAGCAACAAGUCCAAGAAGGUCUUUGUCGGUGGAAUCCCCCACAACUGCGGAGAACAGGAACUCAGGGACUAUUUCAACAGAUUCGGAGUGGUCACUGAGGUCGUCAUGAUCUAUGAUGCGGAGAAGCAGAGGCCCCGAGGUAAAUGCCUCCUCCCCCUGCACCUCCUCCUCCCCCUAACCCUGCUCCUUCUCCUCCCCCUAACCCUGCUCCUUCUCCUCCCCUUGACCCUGCUCCUCCUCCUCCCCCUAACCCUGCUCCUUCUCCUCCCCCUAACCCUGCUCCUUCUCCUCCCCCUAACCCUGCUGCUUCUCCUCCCCCUAACCCUGCUCCUUCUCCUCCCCCUAACCCUGCUCCUUCUCCUCCCCCCUAACCCUGCUGCUUCUCCUCCCCCUAACCCUGCUCCUUCUCCUCCCCCUAACCCUGCUCCUUCUCCUCCCCCUAACCCUGCUCCUUCUCCUCCCCCUAACCCUGCUGCUUCUCCUCCCCCUAACCCUGCUCCUUCUCCUCCCCCUAACCCUGCUGCUUCUCCUCCCCCUAACCCUGCUCCUUCUCCUCCCCCUAACCCUGCUCCUUCUCCUUGUUUAACCCUGCACCUCCUCCUCCCCCUAACCCUGCUCCUUCUCCUCCCCCUAACCCUGCUCUUUCUCCUUGUUUAA
Messenger RNA from Knipowitschia caucasica, 2523 nucleotides. The record is from the annotation of a GenBank genome assembly. NCBI's taxonomy places the organism in Eukaryota, Metazoa, Chordata, Actinopteri, Gobiiformes, Gobiidae.